This is a messenger RNA of Adineta steineri, 327 nucleotides long. The record is from the annotation of a GenBank genome assembly. Lineage: Eukaryota; Metazoa; Rotifera; Eurotatoria; Adinetida; Adinetidae.
AUGCAAUCAAAACUUAUGAAAUUCAUCGCAUUAAUUUUUGUUGGUCUUGUCUUAUUUACAAUGACAGCUUCUGUUCAAGGAGAACGUAUUCGUUGUGAGUGUUCUGGAAACGUCGAACACACUGGUCGUUGUUGUAGUGCAAGCAACGGUGUUAUGGAACAUGGUCGAUAGCUUAGUUGUAUACGUAAUAAGUCAUAUCAAUGCACUCGAGAUUGUCGUGGUUCUACGGGUGGAUAUUUUAUUAAUCGUAGAUGUUACAAUACAUUCGGUUUAUCAUUCAUACAAUGUUGUCGAUAUGCUGGAUUACGUGAAGCUUAUGUCGCUUAA